UUUUGUGUGCGAGAUAUUCGCAGCCACUGAAUUGCUAGCUGCUAGCUAGCCUGCUUCAGUCUCGGUCAGUGUGUUGGAGCUGCUGGAAAAUGUCAGAUUUUGACGAGUUUGAGAGACAGCUGACCGAAAACAAGCAAGCAGACAGAGACAAGGAGAACAAGCACCACAGUCGCAGUGGCUCAAGGAGUCGGAGCAGAGACCAGGACAGGAAAAGGAGGAGCCGGGACAGAGAAAGGAGAGGCAGCAGCCGUGAUCGGCAUGGAGACAGCAAGGACCGCAGACACAGACGCAGUCGCUCUCCACACCGUGAGAAGUUAAAGAUUAAAGUGAAGAAAUAUUGGGAUGUUCCUCCUCCUGGAUUUGAACACAUCACACCCAUGCAGUACAAAGCCAUGCAGGCUGCUGGUCAGAUCCCGGCCACUGCUCUGCUGCCUACAAUCACCCCUGAGGGUCUGGCUGUGACUCCAACACCUGUUCCUGUCGUGGGCAGUCAGAUGACUAGACAGGCCCGAAGGCUUUAUGUCGGCAACAUCCCAUUUGGCAUCACAGAAGAGUCUAUGAUGGACUUCUUCAAUGCUCAAAUGCGUUUAGGUGGCCUGACUCAGGCCCCAGGUAACCCAGUACUUGCUGUUCAGAUCAACCAGGACAAAAAUUUUGCCUUCUUGGAGUUCCGUUCGGUGGAUGAGACGACACAGGCCAUGGCAUUUGAUGGCAUCAUUUUCCAGGGACAGAGUUUAAAGAUUCGCCGACCACACGAUUACCAGCCUCUGCCAGGCAUGAGUGAAAAUCCCAGUGUCUAUGUCCCAGGCACGUCUCUCUUUUGCUCCCCCAAUUCUUGCGUCGUCUCCACGGUGGUGCCUGACUCGGCCCAUAAACUCUUCAUCGGCGGUCUGCCAAAUUACCUCAACGAUGACCAGGUCAAGGAAUUGCUGACGUCAUUUGGCCCUCUGAAGGCCUUUAAUUUGGUGAAAGACAGUGCAACAGGCCUCUCUAAGGGCUAUGCUUUCUGUGAAUAUGUUGACGUCAAUAUCAGUGACCAGCACACUUCACAGGCCAUCGCUGGACUAAACGGGAUGCAGCUGGGGGACAAGAAGCUCCUGGUCCAGAGAGCAAGCGUCGGCUCCAAGAACACCACACUGACGGGUAUAAACCAAACUCCAGUUACCCUUCAAGUCCCAGGUCUAAUAAACAGCUCGAUGACUCAGAUGGGUGGCAUUCCCACAGAAGUAUUGUGUCUGAUGAACAUGGUGGCUCCAGAGGAGCUGCUGGAUGAUGAAGAGUAUGAGGAGAUUGUGGAAGACGUCAAAGAAGAGUGCUCCAAAUACGGCCAGGUCAAGAGCAUUGAGAUCCCACGUCCUGUCGACGGCGUGGAAGUUCCCGGCACUGGAAAGAUUUUCGUGGAGUUUAUGUCAGUGUUUGACUCCCAGAAGGCAAUGCAGGGCUUAACAGGAAGGAAAUUCGCCAACAGAGUUGUGGUGACUAAAUACUGCGACCCUGAUGCCUACCACCGCCGCGACUUCUGGUAGAGAUGGGACAGAAUCCAGAGUGAGAGAGACUCGGAGAGAUGCAGAUGACUGGUCAGAUAGGAGUGAGAGGAGGAUGUAAAGGAGCAAGUGAGGGAAGAGAAACAAUGACAACUACAAAAAUGAAUGUUACAUUCAAACAAGAAGGUGAGAGUGGGUAUUUAAGGAGAGAACUCUUUGUUAUUUGGAUAUGGUUUUUAUUUAGGCUGUGAAUAAGGUUUCCUGUGUAAAAGUGUAGAGUUCAAAAAGCCAGAGGACUUUCCGGGUCGUCUUGACACCAUACAUGUAUGAGGUAAAGCCGCCAUCUUGAAGAGGGUGAAUAUUACCAAUUACAUCUACACUGUCUUCUAUUUUCCCCCUCCUCCUCUGUUUUUUUCCUGCUAUCUCUCCCUCCUUUUAAAAUAGUUGUACUGUUUCUUGUCAACCCUAUUUUCCUGUCCCGUCCUAACCAAAUUUAUGCACAGUGAAAAAGAUACUCGUCUCAUUUCUGUUUUUUUCUUUCUUGGUUCUUUUUCUUUUUAUACAUUCUGUAUCUAACUGUCCACUGCUGUUUUUUAAAACUGUAAUAAGCUGAGUUGAUUUAAUACAGUGCGUUUAUGUAAUGAGGACCAGAGAAACUUCUGGUGAAAUAAACUCAAUGCGUUUGAA
Molecule: messenger RNA, 2171 nt
Organism: Carassius carassius (crucian carp)
Lineage: Eukaryota; Metazoa; Chordata; Actinopteri; Cypriniformes; Cyprinidae
Product: splicing factor U2AF 65 kDa subunit-like
Exons: 12
Coding region: 90-1526 (478 amino acids)
Biological process (GO): female sex differentiation; mRNA processing
Cellular component (GO): U2AF complex; U2-type prespliceosome; nucleus
Molecular function (GO): pre-mRNA 3'-splice site binding; poly-pyrimidine tract binding
Source: RefSeq, a predicted model, not a curated record